This is a messenger RNA of Pestalotiopsis fici W106-1, 663 nucleotides long. RefSeq lists its product as uncharacterized. NCBI's taxonomy places the organism in Eukaryota, Fungi, Ascomycota, Sordariomycetes, Amphisphaeriales, Sporocadaceae. The record is from RefSeq and is a predicted model, not a curated record. The transcript has a single exon. Bases 1 to 663 code for a protein of 220 amino acids.
AUGCCCGUGCCCCCCAUGCCCCGCAUGUUAGAAGAUGAACCAGAUGGACGAGGCAUCGAGCAUGAUCUUCGCUAUAAUCAGCACGACAAGUGGGGCUGGGUCAUCUACCGCACGGCAUACGGCGACGACGCGGCAUGGGAACGAUUCAAGCAGUUCGUGGUGGACAACUCCCACCAAUGGAUCGUGGCGUCGAGCGUUCCCGGGAUCGCGCGGAAUCUCGAGUGGACCUUUGUGAGCGAUCAGGAGGCCCUCGACGGCGCAUCUACAGCGCAGCUUCGCGCCCGGUUCCGAAGCUGGGCUGAGGAGGCGAUCAGGACGGAAAACCCGCGGGCGACUGAGGACAGUCUUUCUGGGGUAUGGCCAAUUCAACGCUACUCGUAUUUCAUUGCGGUCAACGAGGAGGCGCUGCGGUGCGUGGCGGAUGUGAAACAUCCACGCGACUGGCAGCUGGUUUGGGUCAAGUUCGUGAAAGCGGAUUGGGAGUCCGACCCGGACGAGGACGACGGAAGUUACGAGUUGGUUGACGGCACCACAGAGGAGGACGUUGGAUGGAUGCUGAUUAUGUCACACACCAUUGGAGCCGACUUCUACGAUAGCCUGGGGGAUGAUGGGAUGCAUUGGUACACUUACUACACUCGCCCGCCAGACGUCUGCUGUCCCUGA